Molecule: messenger RNA, 1654 nt
Organism: Cucumis sativus (cucumber)
Lineage: Eukaryota; Viridiplantae; Streptophyta; Magnoliopsida; Cucurbitales; Cucurbitaceae
Product: 2,6-dihydroxypyridine 3-monooxygenase
Exons: 4
Coding region: 106-1359 (417 amino acids)
Molecular function (GO): FAD binding
Source: RefSeq, a predicted model, not a curated record
UAUCCCUCUAACUAAUUCUUAAUUCAAAACAUUCUUCCUAAUUAUUUGUCACUGAGCACUUUCUUCUUCUUCCUCCUCGAGCUAACCAAAACGACGAACAAAGUUAUGGUUGAGAAGGAGCAGAAGCCCAAAGCGGUGAUCGUCGGAGGAAGCAUUGCCGGCAUUUCAUGCGCUCACACUCUUAUUAAAGCCGGCUGGGAAGUUCAAGUUCUCGACAAAUCACCCUCGCCGCCGACCGGUUGUUCCACCGGCGCCGGACUCAUCCUCGAUCCUCUCUCUCAGAAGCUCCUCCAGUCGUGGAUUUCCCGCCCUGAACUUCUCCUCCAAUCCACUUUGCCUAUUACGACGGAGCAGAAUCGAGCAAUCGUUGGAGAAAUCAAAGAUGGACGGAUUUUGACUAACGAUGAGAAUUUCAAUUAUAGAGCAGCACAUUGGGCUGACCUCCAUAGCCUUCUAUACAAAGAGCUUCCAUCUCACAUAUUUCUUUGGGGACAUCGUUUCCUUUCACUAAGCAUUUCCGAUGACAAAACCUCAGUGAAAAUCAAAGCAAAAGUAACGAAAACAGAUGAAGUGGUUGAAAUAGUUGGGGAUUUGCUUGUUGCAGCUGAUGGGUGUUUGUCAUCCAUUCGUGAAACAUUUCUUCCUAACUUGAAAUUGAGAUAUUCAGGGUAUUAUUGUUGGAGAGGGGUUUUUGAUUUCUCGAAGAAAGAAAAUCGGGAGAUAGUGAUGAAGAUGAAGAAGGGUUAUCCUGAAAUAGGGAAAUGCUUGUAUAUGGACUUGGCAUUGGGUACUCAUAUUUUGCUGUUUGAGAUUCCAAAUAACAAAAUCAAUUGGGUUUGGUUUGUUAAUGAAGCAGAACCCCAUUUCAAGGCAAGAUCAAUGACCAUGAAAGUGAACGAUGAUAUGGUGAAAAGAUUACACAAACGAGCGGAUGACGUAUGGGUUCCUGAACUUGCAAAAGUGAUUAAAGAAACGAAAGAUCCUUUCAUCAAUGUCAUUUAUGAUUGUGAUCCAUUAGAACAAAUAGUUUGGGAUAACGUGGUAUUAGUUGGAGAAGCAGCUCAUCCAACCACUCCUCAUUGUGCAAGAAGCACCAAUAUGACAUUAUCAGAUGCAUCUAUUUUAGGUGAAUGCCUACGUAACAGGAGACUAUUCAAUCUAAAAUCAGCCCUUGCUGAGUAUCAGUCUUUGCGACUGCCUAUUCUUCAUGCACAAGUCCAGCAUUCUCGACUCGUUGGUCGGAUAAAGCAAGGUUUGACACUUCCAAACUGUGAGCCUUUUGACCCGAAUAUAGUUACGACUACACGUAACUUACAAGAGCUCCAAAUAAGAAAUAUACCUUUCCAUGGUGAUGUAUAAUGAUUUAGUCUUACAAGUUAUAUAUUAUUUUAGUUUACAAAAAUGUUGAACUACACUUAUAAUCUUCAUUAGGAAAAAAAAUUACUACAAACUACAAAAAAUGAAUUGGUAAAUUCACUUAAUGAACCAGAAGCCAAAGGAUAGAAAGCUCACACCUCUUUUUAAAGAAAAAUAUUGUCAUGUGGAUAAAGAGAAGUAUUGGCCAAUAUUUGUAAAUGAUUGAAUUUGGAAUAAUGAUUGAAUGUAUCCAAAAUUAAAAUGGAAAGGAAAGGAUGACAAAUUACAAUUCCACUUG